AUGUCAAUGAGGUAGACAAAUAUUUUUCAGAACGGCUCACAAAGCGUGGCUUUUUGUUAGAGAACUUAUUUUGUCUGUAAAGUAGCCACGCCUCGAGAGCGUGAAUAUCGAAGUGCCACAUCUAUAUGGUCACAUCUAUAUCUUUUGAGAAAAAUUGUUGAUUUUGAAGAAUUAUUCGGAGAAAACAUGGAUUUUCCGUUGUUUUUGGAGUCUGAAUGAAAAACAAGUUAUGCUAAUUUGAAAGAGCAUGUUCUAAUUAGUACAAUCCUGUUUUUUCUGGAAACUUCUCUAAUUUUUGUUAAAAAAUUUCAAAUUUCAAAAAAAAAAACAAUGAAACACCGUGUGAAGUUUGGAUUUCAUAUUUGAGAAGCUUCCAGAAAUUAUCCUCUGAAGAUUGGGCUAAUUAGAAAUUUUAUGACUAGCUGCUGCAAAGAUUUGUUUAUCUGAAAAUUCAGCUCUAAAUAUUUCCAGAGGUCUCACCGAAAACAGUCGAAUCCUUGACGAUUAUGUAUCAAGAGAACCACCAGCUCGUCGACAAAUGGUAAUUUUUCUUCUUCAUUUUUCUCACUUUGAAAAUCAAAAAAUCUUCAGGCUCGAAUGAAAGUCGAUCAAUUGAAAAGCGAUGUUCAACGCGUCGAACUGGCAGUUUCAGGUGUUCACACAAAAAUGACGCAUAAAUGGAGAGCAGCGAGUGAAAGAGAUGAAUUAUUGAAGCAGCGAUUCCGCCCAAAUGAUACGGCAUUAUCGAUCGGUGAUCAUGAAUUACAAAUGAAUGAUCGUUUACACACUUCUCAUAAUCAUGUAGGUGUUUUUUUUUGCAAUUUUUCCUAAAUAAAUUUGAAAUUUGCAGCUGGAUGAUUUGAUAAAUCAAGGAUCGGCAGUGUUGGAUAGUUUGCGAUCGCAACAUAUGAAUUUGAGAGGAGUUAGACGGAAAAUUUUGGAUGUUGGACAAGCGGUAAGCAAUUUCAGGGGGUUGGAGGGAGAAUUUUGAGAUUUCUUGGUAAUUUCUGUCAUAUAAAUUACAAAGUUAUGGAAUAAGAAACUCCAAAAUUUGAAAAAAAAAUGUGAGAAAUGGUCCCCACAUUCAAAAAUGAGCCCCACGGCAAAAUUAAGUUCCUAUAAGUCUUGAUGGGAGCUUUCAAGUUGACGGCAUAAUUUGAAGAGCCGUAAUCAGUAUUUUUUAAAUGUACAAAUGAAAAUUGAUCUAUUUCUGAAAUUUCACAUAAAGAGAUUUUCAGAAUUUCAACAUUUUCUGACGAUUUUUGACAUUUUCUUGUGAAAAAUUUCCAAGUUUUCAUCAAAACUUUUCCUAUUUUUCCAGCUCGGCUUAUCCAACUCCACUCUUCAAGUAAUUGAUCGUCGAGUUCGUGAAGAUUGGCUCAUCUUCGUCAUUGGUUGUAUAUUCUGUAUUCUAUUUAUGUAUUUUUUCUAUCGAUUCUGGAAGGGUUAA
This is a messenger RNA of Caenorhabditis angaria, 1450 nucleotides long. NCBI's taxonomy places the organism in Eukaryota, Metazoa, Nematoda, Chromadorea, Rhabditida, Rhabditidae. The record is from the annotation of a GenBank genome assembly.